Messenger RNA from Phragmites australis (common reed), 1640 nucleotides. Its product is annotated as transcription factor WRKY45-2-like. Gene Ontology annotation, molecular function: DNA-binding transcription factor activity; transcription cis-regulatory region binding. Gene Ontology annotation, biological process: regulation of DNA-templated transcription. The transcript is spliced from 3 exons. Bases 88 to 1272 code for a protein of 394 amino acids. The record is from RefSeq and is a predicted model, not a curated record. Lineage: Eukaryota; Viridiplantae; Streptophyta; Magnoliopsida; Poales; Poaceae. Gene Ontology annotation, cellular component: nucleus.
CCUACAUACUAGUACCUCCUCUCAUGGGCCAUGCAUGGCAUGUAACAUAGAUGCUUAGAGCUAUAUACUUAACAACAGACGACACAGAUGGCCAGCCCAACUCACCUUCAAAACGUGCACAGUCCGUUGUUCAUGCACGUCCUUGCACUCCACCCAGCUCCUCUUCCAUUAGCACUUGAUCAUCGGGACAGCAUCAAGGAGAGGACCGGCUGCGAGCUGGGAGCGAUGGACGACGCGCUACUGCAGAUCCAAAAGGCGUUCCACCUCGCCUCGGAGCUCAUGAGGGAGCUCCCGGCCACCCAGAACGGCCCGGCCUACCUCGCCGAGCGCUGCCACGGCAUUGUCCGCGCCUACGUCGCAGCCAUCGGCAUGUUGCACCCGCACGGUGCGGACGUGGCGGCACCGCCGGCUCAUCCCUUCGCCAGCGAAGGUGCAAGCUACCGCCCUCAGCUGGAUCUCGUCCGCCCGUUCCUAGGUGCUCCUCCGCAGCUGGGGCACCUGCUGGAGUGGCCGUUCCACACGAACGUGCUCGGCGCGCGAGCACCGGAGAUGUGCGCCGGAGCGGACGGCACAGGUACGUCGGGCGGCUCGGUGAGGCGGCAGUCCCGGUCGCCGCCGGUCCAGCCUCGGCAGGGCAGGAGGAGGAGGGAGAGUGGGGAGAGGAUGACGGUGAUGGUUCCGGCGCAGCGGACGGGCAACACGGAUCUGCCACCCGACGACGGGUACACGUGGCGCAAGUAUGGACAGAAGGAUAUCCUCGGCUCCCGACAUCCCAGGAGCUACUACAGGUGCACACACAAGAACUACUACGGAUGCGAGGCCAAGAAGAAGGUGCAGCGCCUGGACAACGACCCAUUCGUGUACGAGGUCACCUACUGCGGCAACCACACCUGCCUCACCUCCACAACGCCGCUCCUCACCCUCCCCUCCGUUGCCGCCUCAACCGCAGCGACCAACACCGUGACAAAUUCCCCUUCUGGCUCGGCAGCAAUCGUCACCCCAGACCUCGUCAUGACGGCCUCCGAGCAUCCUACACCAGCGCUAUCCACGUCCAUCCAACUCGGGUUCAGCUGGAUGCCGUCAAGCCUCGUUGGAGCUGGCAGUACCGAUGGCGGCGAGGGAAGCAGCGCCCAGGUGAACGUGCCCACCGCCUCAGGGAGGGACACGGAAUACCCGGUGGUGGACCUCGCCGACGUCAUGUUCAAUUCCGGCAGCAGCGGGGGCAGCAGCAUGGAUGCCAUCUUCUCUGCUCACGAUCGACGUGAUAGCUAGAGAUGCAUGGAUUUCUAUCUGCAUCACACAGGAUCAAUCUCAUGUCCGAUACUUGAUUCAAUUUUGAUGUAGUGAGGUCAUGGAUCAUGAUCAUUCAUGACUAUUUAACUUGUCCCUGUAGGUGUAGGUAUGGUAUGUAUGUUCAAGUUUAUCUUUCUUUAGCCACUUAAAAUAUUACAUCCCAGUUAGUUCGGUCGUCCUAGCUAAGCAAUGCUAAUAAAGGUGCUCACAGGUAUACAAAGGGCGAGUCUAGAGGAUAUGAAUCAAAUUAACCCCUUGUAUAUUAUGAAGCAGCAUUUGUAUUUGUGUAACUCUAAAACUUUCGAGUUUUACUCAGGCUAGAAACUUACAACGGAAGUUCAUGUUUC